AUGAUUUAUUCAUAUCAUGCAAGUGCAGGCAAUUAUCAUAGUCGAAUAGAUCUGGUAUUUGGUUCUGAUAUUAUAUACAAAAAUACACAUGAUAUUGGUUAUGUUCCAGUGGGCAUAUCAGAUCAUGACGCAUUAGUUUUAUCUAUUAAAAUACCACCAUUAACCGAUAAAAAUAUGCAUCGUAGAUGGAUAUGUAAUCCUAAUGUAAUUAAAAGGAAAUCCUUUUUAGAAAAAUUCCAUCGAGUAUGGAACAUUAUUAUCAACACAGCUGAUCUUAAUACAACUGAAUGGUGGAAGGAUUUUAAGACAAGCCUAAUUAUGAUAAUACAACAAGAAGAAAAAGAACUUAAUCGUGAAACUCGACGUGAAUUAGAUGGAUUAUCUAAAGAAUAUCGUUUUAGAGCAACUAAUCCAUCCAAUGAUGACUUAGCACAAUUAGAGAUUAUUAGACAAAAACUUCACGACGCAUUAACAGGAAAAUUCGUUAAUAGCAUUCCAAGUCAAGAUGAUCGUGAUUUUAAAUGUCUUAGUAAUUUAGCUAGAGUGAGAUUAGCACAUGGUAAAGCCAAUCAAUCUAGAAUUGCUUAUCUUACUCACCCAUCUAAAGGUCGUGUUGAAACAGAUAAUGGAAUGAUGGAAAUUUGUUGCAAUUACUAUCAAGAUUUAUAUAAUGUUAAACCAAUCGAUACAUAUUAUUGGAGCGAGUUAUUCGAAGAUAUAACAACACUCAAUCAAAAUGAUAUCGACUUACUUGAUCGUGAUAUAACAUCGGAUGAAUGUUACGAAGCCCUUAAAGCUAUGCAAUUAGGUCGAGUUCCAGGUGAUGAUGGUUUAACGAUUGAAUUAUGGAGAUUUAUUUUUCCAAUAAUAGGAGGAAUUAGACAAGGUUGCUCACUUUCUGGUUAUCUAUAUGUUAUGUGUUUAGAACCUUUGUUAAAUUUAAUAAGAAAAAAUCCCAAGAUACCCGGUGUUUUAGUUCCAGGUAGUCAAUAUAGAUCACUUGUUAAUACAAUUCUUCAAAACGAUGAAACAAAUAUUGUAAUUAAAACAUUAGCAUAUGCUGAUGAUGUAUGCACAUUUGUUUUUAAUAUCAAUGACGAAUUUGAAACUUAUGAACUGUUUAAAAAAUAUAGUUAUGCAUCAGGUGGUAAAACAAAUGAUACAAAAACAGUUAUCUUUUGGAUAAGUGACUGUCUGGAUCCUCCUCCUUUUAAUGCAAAAAUUGAAAGAGAGAAAUGUACUUUCCUGGGAAUACCAAUGGAUACUCAAGGCCAGUUACCACAUGAAGAAAUUGAUAAAAUGGUAAACAACAUCAAGAAAGAAAUAGGACUAUGGUCCUCAAUAAGACUAUCUUUAUGUGAAAGAGCAAGUAUUCUAAAAUGCUUUAUAAUUAGCAGAUUGGUAUAUUUGUUAUCAUCAAUGUUAAUUAAUAAAAAUGUAAU
Messenger RNA from Rotaria sordida, 1442 nucleotides. Lineage: Eukaryota; Metazoa; Rotifera; Eurotatoria; Philodinida; Philodinidae. The record is from the annotation of a GenBank genome assembly.